GCUGUUUAUUCAGUCACGAGCACGGUACGGUCCGCUACGGUUCGAGAGCAAGCAACCGUCGAAACGAAACAGUAUUUCCACGGUGGAAAAUCGAGGAACGUUGCUUUUAAUUCCGCCAGCUCGCUGACGCGGAAAACAAUUUUUCUCCCGGGGCUAUCGUUACCUAUUUUUUUUUUUCUCUCUCUCUCUCUCUUCGCCGUCCUCGUUCGUCUUUAUUCGCCCGCACGGCAUCCCCUUGUUUUAUUUCUCGGCUGCCGUGUCGCGCGUUAAGAUCGGGGUGACAGUGAAAAAUGUAGCCGCGAGAAACGCGUGUCUCGAGUUUCCAUGCGGAGGCGAACCUUCCAAUGAGGAAUGAAAAGAUGCGCCACGACUCUAUCCGAUGAUAUCGCUUUUCCGAACAUCUAUUUUCGAUUCAGAUGUUCCAGCGGGAUCAAUUUUUCACUUGAAUUUUUCAUUGAACCAGAAGACUCAUAACUUCAGGGUCGCUACGGUUAAACCGGGUGCUAUGACCCAACAGUUUUCGUAUAACCCCGAAGUUUCAUCAAAAUCUCGGUUAGCUGCUUCGCAAGCGUUUCUCCUCGAGGUGUACCUCGAAGUUUCCAAGGGUUCGUGAGGUUGCAUUCGAUUAACCGCAAGACGUAACCGUGCGACAAGAAACUGGGAAAUUGACUGAAGACUCGGUGAAGAAUUGUGGAUUGCCGGUGUAGGAGUUCGGCCCCAGGAGUGGCCCGGGGGUUACCCUGGGGACCUCGGGGAGCUGUACGAGCGACGACGAGGCUGCUGAGAAGGACGAAGGAUACGGGAGGCGGAGGAGGCCGCUAUGAACGCCAGCGUCAACAUCGAGAGGAACUCCUGGCGGCUGCCUCCCGACGAGACCGUCCAGGUCGCCGAUCCCCGUUCAAAGUCAGCCCAGGUAAAAGAGGAUCUAACGUACGCGGAGAGCGGCCACAAUUGGCGCAGCAUAAUCUUCUCGCUGCUGGUCAUCGGUUUUGUUAUCGCCGGCAUCGUUACGGCCAUUUACCUCCUCGGGUACGUCGACGAGUUGUUGUACUGGAGCGGCAGACGGCUGACGUUAGACGAGUGCCUUCGCGAUGAUCUGACGCCUCACAGGCUAACACCGACCUGGAUUUCACACGACAAGUUUAUCUACCAGGCUGACGACGGAUCCCUCACCCUCCUGGACACCAGCAACAAUUCCGUGUCUCUUCUGGUUUCCAAUCACACGCUCAGGCAGCUGAAUGUUCAAGGCUACCAGUGCAGCGCCGAUCUACGUUACGUGUUGUUCAAGCACAAUGUCAAGCCGGUAUUCAGAAACACCUUCACAGCUUACUAUACCGUCUACGACGUCACGAACGAUCAUCACACUCCUCUUCGUCUGCACACGUCGCGAAGGAUGCAGCAAACGCGACUGCAACACGCCGCUUGGUUGGGUAACACCUCGGGUCUCCUGAUGGUAUCCGAUAACGACAUCUUCGUGAGAAUGGCACCAUCAGCUCCCGAGGAUGCCCGACUGACCGACACGGGUGUACCGGGAGUGAUCUACAACGGUGUGCCCGACUGGCUGUACCAGGAGGAAGUGUUACCUCGACCGGAGGCAGCCUGGCCCAGCCCCGAUGGCACUCAUCUUCUUUUCGCUACCUUCAACGAUACCAAAGUCACUGCCCUCGAGUUUCCCUGGUUCAGCACGCAGCCUGGUCAAGACGGAGCCAGUUCGAGUCCGCUGACCGCGACCAGGAGAGGUUCCUUUCCGCGUUCCAAAUCGGUCAGAUAUCCAACCCCUGGUUCCCCUAACCCAGAGGUCGAUCUAUGGCUCCUGGAACUCGCUAACGUGACCAGCCCUACGAAUGGGAACGGUACCGCGAAUAGCACCAUCGUCUCCAGGACCAAGCUGAAGCCACCGCCAGCUUUGGACGGGCAGGAGUAUUAUCUGAUAUCGGCCGGUUGGGUGGGCGACGACUCCAGCCACGUUGCCAUCGUGUGGAUGACGAGGUCGCAGAAUCUGUCAGUGGUCUCGGCGUGUCGCGCACCCCUAUGGGAGUGCGAGGAGACUCAUUCGGAACGAGCACCGGAGGGACAAUGGCUGGACGCGCAGCCUCAUCCUCUGUUCGCGCCUGACGGCGACAGUUUCUUGUUGUUGGCUACCGUUCAGGAAGGCGACAAGGAACAUUUCACCCACAUCAAGCAUGUGACGUUGACUCAGCAGAGGAUAGCGGUUCUUUCGCAUGGUCGUUACGAGGUGAGCGAAAUCUUAGCGUGGGACACCAAGGCACACCAGGUGUAUUACUUGGGUACCAGAGAGAGAAGGCCAGGACAGAGACACUUGUACAUGGUACGCGAUCCAACUGCGGAUGAUCCACGACGAUUGGAACCACUCUGCGUCACCUGUGACCUUGGUGAGGUUCUAUGGAGCAGUAGGUUUUAUUACACCAACUGCACGCACUUUGGCGCAUCCGUCAGUCCAGCGAUCAACGACGAAACUCAGGGUUACUACGUUCUUUACUGCGAAGGUCCGGGUCUUCCGUUGGCCGGUGUGCAUCUGAUGGGCUCCCAUAAGAUGAUCCGUGUACUGUACGACACCAGAAUCCAGCGAGGGGAUAAGCUAUCGCAGUUAGCUCUACCGACACGAAGGAGUUUCGAGGUACCUUUGCCUCAAGGCUGGAAAGCCCAGGUGCAACUUCUAUUGCCCCCCUCGUGGCGAGAGGAGCUCAGAGAUGCGGCUUUCCCGGUACUGGUCGAGGUGAACGGUCGUCCCGGAAGCGAAGCGGUCACCGAUCGAUUCAAGAUCGACUGGGGCACCUACAUGUCCAGUCACAACGACGUGGUGUACGUCAGAUUGGACGUUCGCGGGGCGAGAGGUCAGGGGAAGAGAGACUUGUUCAGGAGGAUCGGCGGUGUCGAGGUUCAAGAUCAACUGACCGUGUUGAGGCACCUGUUGAAGACCUUGAAGUACCUCGACGUGACGAGGGUCGGUGUGUGGGGCUGGGGAUACGGUGGCUAUGUGACAGCCAUGGUGUUGGGUAGCCAGGAGAACGUGUUCAAGUGCGGAGUCGCUGUGAAUCCCAUCGCUGAUUGGUUGUAUUACAAUUCCGCGUUCACGGAACGGGUACUCGGUGCUCCAGCCGAGAACUACAAAGGUUACGUUGAGGCUGACCUAACCCAACGGGCAAGGUUGGUGCCGAGUCACAGUCUUUAUCUUCUUCAUGGUAUGGCUGACCUGACAGCGCCUUUCACGCACAGCGUCGCCUUCGCCAAGGCUCUGUCCGAAGCGGGUAUCAUUUUUAGGUACCAGAGCUACGCGGACGAAGACCACGCCUUAUCGGGCGUGUUGGAGCACGUUUAUCGUUCCAUGGAGGACUUCCUCGCCGAGUGCCUCUCCCUGGACGCGUCCUAGUGCCUCAAGCCGAACACUCCCUCGUUCUCUCUAGUUCGCCUACUUCUGAUACAUCCCGGAUGGGCCUGGAUAAUCGUCGUCGACGAGGCUCACCGUUCAGCAUUAUAGACUAGUUCUUCGAACGUAUUCUCGGAAGCACCUUCUCGUUACGAAACACGAAAGAAGACUCGAAGAUGAAGAACGCGCAUCUGCUACGGUCUUACCGGGAAGCGAGUAGAAUAAAAAUAAAGAAAAUACCAAAACGGUGAUGACAGGGAUGAGGUAAAGCUAGCGUUUGUAUAAGUAAAUAUCGUUGAUAACGUUGUAUAUCAAGCGGAUUCCUCUUUGCUACGAAGAAACUGGUUCACCGAUAGAACUCGCGGUAGACUUACUCCAACAUCCCGAGGCGUAGUGUCUAGUCGACGGAAUCGUGUUCAAGCAGCUUCGCAAGCUCUCGUUUCUUGCCCUCCCAUAGCCUAUCGACGAACGAGCUCGUUGGAUUUGGCGAGCUUGCAAGCUCUCACCACUUUUUAUACACCUUGAGAAUCCGAUAGAGAGGAGUGAGAGGAGAAGAUGGAGAACCGCGAGCGACGAUCCAACGCAUCGAGCUUAGCGCGAGCUUGCAGGUUCGCCUACCCUCCUUUUUAUAUCGAACUUGCACACACUAGUCGUUCAUAGGCCGCGUUCCGCUUUCAAAAGUAUCAAGCUUUUCGAAGCUUGCAACUCUCUCUCUCUCUCUCUCUCUCUCUCUCUCUCUUUCUGCUCUUUCUAUCAGAGAUCGAGCCAUGAUCCAUGGACCGUCCGAGCUGACAAGGCCGGACUUAAUGAUCUCGUCGCUUCAUUUCUGCUAAUUACAAGUAAUUGCAGCUACGCUAUAUCGGUGCCUCUCUGAUUUUCUCGACAACCAAAUACGGCUACGCCUAUGCGAUGAGGUUCGUCCAGGAUUAUCAACACACUGAACGUUUUAGAAACGGACGCCUAGUCUUAAGGUUUUGUGUUGUACAGCUUGGCGCCUAGUAUGUGUACCGUAAUGUUUACACGUAAAGAAACGGAAUAACAGAUUUUUCUCAACCCUUAUUCCCUCCACCCGAAUUCACCCCAUUUACGAUCCUUUUCGAUAUUUGUAUAUAUCUGUACGCAACCUUGAUCAAAGGAUGCCCACCCUCGACGAGGUUCCCAUGUGUUCCCGUUUGUCGUUGAUCGUUUGUUGUACCUAUAUAUCGCUAAGUUGUACUAUACACACAUACACACACACAGAUUUUCAGAUUAAAUAAUUAAUUAAGCAAGCGGCUCGAGGCUUUAGGAUAACCUUCGGGACUCAGCUUAGAGCGAAGUUCGAAAUGAACGGACCUCGUCGCGGGCAACGAACACCUUUUCACCAUCAACCAUCGCGUUCAACGUCCUAGAGAAGUUGACGAUACGGUGGAAAAGCGAUUUUAGAUAUUUCUAAUGAUCGACGUUCGUUCAGACGAUGUUGAAGAAUCGUUCGAGAUCGAUCGAGCCUGCGAGCUCUUCAUCCUUUCGCUUAAUGACGAUGAUGAUGAGAACGAUUGCGUUCAUGGGAAAAUUCUACAUUAUCGAGGUAACGAUAAGGAUGAAAAGAGUUCGAAAAUUGUUACGUUCAACAACUUUCGGCUCGAUCGAUCGAUUCGAACGGAAUAGAGUCGCACGUCGCCAUAAACGCUGCCUGCCCAGCAGCCCUUAAAUGCCGACAAUCAAGGCUAGUGCAACUAAUCAAACGAUAAUAAAUAGAACGGAGAGGAUGAAGAUAUUACCUAAUAAUAUUAAUGAACCUUAGUUGAACGAUCGUUGCGGUUCGUCCAUGUUGGACUGCGAUAAACGCGCUUCUGAUUCAUCCUUUGAUUAGUUUAUUCGAUUAAUUAGAUUCCGACAUUUUCGCUGUCACGGUUUAUGUUGGAAACAUCGAGUUUCUCGAGGGACAAAAGAUAAGAACAGUUUUAUACACGAAGGGUAUAACUUGGUGCACUUCUAUGGAAUAAUUCUAAUGGGUAUCGUUGACACAUGGACGAAUACAUAGAAUCGUUAGACCGAUGAUUACGUGCUUGAUGUCGAUUUGUAGAGAGUACAAAGGCGAAUCACGUGGCCAAAGAAUCGUCCAGCAGAAUUAUUUAUCCGAGUUCGCGGAUUCCUAGGGUAUGUUUGACCUCGUUUCAGCCGGAUCAAUCAAUUCGAAUCAACGUUGUCCCGGCGUUUUUCCACGGAAGUGAAAACCUUGUAAUAAAAUUAUCGUGCCUCGGUUCAACGUUCGCUAACUGGUCGUGGAACGAGAGAAAAUAUGCCCGGUAUCCCCGUAGCCUCGAUUCUUUAGCCUCGUGACAAGGACGGACACGUUGUUGUUUCACGUUUGUGCAAAAUAAAGAGGAAAAAAGUUGUUCAUCUUCGUUGGUGUUAUCGGAAACACCUUUCUUUCGUAAGAAACGAGCGAAUCGAACAGAAUGAAUGAAUCAAAGCGAAAGUCGUAUGAAUGCGUGUGUUGAAACAAGUGCGAACAAGUGUGUGAGCGCGCGUAAGAGUGCAAUCGCAAUCAAUUAUUAAUUAUAAUUAAAAAAAAAAAAAAAAUAAUGAAAAAAAACGAAACGGCAGAAAGUGCGGCGAAUUUAAACUAUAGGCAUAGAUCUCGAACGGCAGGCACGCAGACAGUAACAACAACAAGAACAACAAUAACAACAACAAAAUACAAGCAUGCAAAUUACGAGAAAUUAAUCGUAACAGAAAAAAAAA
Osmia lignaria (orchard mason bee) is the source of this 6112-nucleotide messenger RNA. The record is from RefSeq and is a predicted model, not a curated record. NCBI's taxonomy places the organism in Eukaryota, Metazoa, Arthropoda, Insecta, Hymenoptera, Megachilidae.